AAAUCCAAUACUGUUAGCUUCAUGGCAAUUAAGGUGGAUGGGCGGUUCAUCAAUCCAACGUUGUUAGCUCUCCUACCUUCCAACCACACCUCUUUAUUGUAUUCCCCAUAAAAUAGGCCCAAACCCAUCUCCUCAUUUGUAUUCGAGCUCUGCUUUAGCUGGUUUCUGUAUGAGAUCUCCUUCAAAAGUUUCAGUUCUUCCUUUGAUUCUUUCUGAAUCUUGAGUUGAAUCCUCAAGUUUUGAAGGGUUUGUUUUGUUUUGACAUUUGGUGAAUUGGGUCUCUUUUAUUUCAACUCCAAAAUGAAGGUUACUAUAGUUUCACGCAGUGGUAGAGAGAUUGUUAAAGGAGGCCUAGAGAUUAAUGAUUCAGCUACAGUGGCUGAUCUGCAGGAGGCAAUCUAUAAGCGAACCAAAAAGUUCUAUCCUUCAAGACAGCGACUGACACUGCCUCUUCCACCGGGAUCAAGGGAGAGGCCUGUCGUCCUUCAUUACAAGAAGAGUCUUAAGGAAUACUGUGAUGGGAAUUCUGACAACAUAACUGUAGUUUUCAAGGACCUGGGUCCACAAGUUUCUUACCGCACACUUUUCUUCUGGGAGUACUUGGGUCCAUUGAUCAUAUAUCCUAUCUUUUACUUCUUCCCUGUCUAUGAGUACUUUGGUUACAAGAGGGAACGUGUCAUCCAUCCAGUUCAGACAUAUGCUUUAUACUAUUGGUGCUUCCACUACUUCAAACGUAUCAUGGAAACAUUUUUUGUGCACCGAUUUAGCCAUGCAACUUCACCUCUGUCCAAUGUUUUCCGAAAUUGUGCUUACUAUUGGACCUUUGGUUCCUACAUUGCCUACUAUGUAAACCACCCACUUUACACUCCUGUUAGUGAUCUUCAAAUGAAGAUUGGUUUUGGAUUCGGUUUGGUUUGUCAAGUUGCAAACUUUUAUUGCCACAUCUUGCUGAAAAAUCUUCGCACUCCAGAAGGAAGUGGAGGUUACCAAAUCCCACGUGGUUUUCUUUUCAAUAUUGUGACAUGUGCAAAUUACACAACUGAGAUUUAUCAGUGGUUAGGUUUCAAUAUUGCAACACAGACUGUUGCAGGCUAUGUCUUUUUAGUGGUUGCUACUGUGAUCAUGACCAAUUGGGCCCUUGCAAAGCACCGGCGAUUGAAGAAGCUAUUUGACGGGAAGGAUGGACGGCCUAAAUAUCCACGCAGAUGGGUUAUCCUGCCUCCGUUCCUGUAGAAAUGACCAGCUAUUCUGCUACUUGUUCACUGCUUUCGGCUUGGUUUUGGCAACAUCACGAAUUCCAGAUUGUGGUUCAUUCUUCUAGAUAUUUGAUCGAGCUCGCACUUUUCACCAAAUUGAUUGAAGAUCAUAGUUUCUUUUACUUAAGACAGAAAAUUACUGGAAGCUAGAGGAUAAUCUUGUUAAAUGUUUUCUUUUAUUAGAACUUUCGCCGAACUGUUGCAUUACAUGUGGAGGUUCACCACUCUUGUUGGUGUAAGCGAUUUAUUGAAUGGUGGCUUCUUGAUGAUCA
Messenger RNA from Manihot esculenta (cassava), 1528 nucleotides. Its product is annotated as very-long-chain enoyl-CoA reductase. The record is from RefSeq and is a predicted model, not a curated record. Gene Ontology annotation, biological process: very long-chain fatty acid biosynthetic process. The coding region runs from base 301 to 1233 and encodes 310 amino acids. Gene Ontology annotation, molecular function: oxidoreductase activity, acting on the CH-CH group of donors. The transcript is spliced from 4 exons. NCBI's taxonomy places the organism in Eukaryota, Viridiplantae, Streptophyta, Magnoliopsida, Malpighiales, Euphorbiaceae.